Molecule: messenger RNA, 438 nt
Organism: Eruca vesicaria subsp. sativa (arugula)
Lineage: Eukaryota; Viridiplantae; Streptophyta; Magnoliopsida; Brassicales; Brassicaceae
Source: the annotation of a GenBank genome assembly
AUGCAGCCUGUGACAAAGUUCCAUGAUCUUGCUGAGCUUUUCCGCAUUGGUGGAAUGUGUCCUGACACCAAGUACUUGUUUAUGGGAGAUUACGUUGAUCGUGGUUAUUAUUCUGUUGAAACUGUUAAUUGCAUGCGAGUAAUUUGUAUCAUCAUUAGCAUAGUACUCGUGUCUCUAUUUCCUCGUUGUUACAUGUGUGUCAAAACCAUAUUAUAUUUUCUUUACCUCCCUUGUCUUAGCUUGUGUUUAUUAAUCUUUCAAACUUAUGAUUACUUUGCUUGUAACAUUGUGCUUAUAUUGUUGAUUCAGAAAUAUUUAUUUUGCCUUCACGGUGGAUUGUCUCCAUCUAUCGAGACACUUCACAACGUAAGGAACUUUGAUCGAGUUCAAGAUCAAUGUGUGGCUUAUUAUGGUCUGAUCGAUCCUGAUGACGGUUAG